UCAUCACUAUACAUUACUUGUUUGCUGAGCUGAACACUGCUCCUCUUCGUUUCAUCACCCACUGCCGACCAUGGCCAACAACGGGUUCGUCCAUGAGCCCGCGGCCGACGAAAAGGUCGCGCCGCUGCCUGGCUACAACGAAGCUGGCCAUAACAAUGCCAGCGCCGGUACCGUACAGGAGGAAGACUUCAUGACCCGCAGCGGUCUGAAUUUGAAGUCAUUCCAGAAGCGCGAUUAUGGCCGUGGCAUCGUCGAGCUGGACCGCGCCAUGAAGGGUCGCCAUUUGCACAUGAUUGCCAUUGGUGGCUCCAUUGGCGCUGGUUUCUUCGUCGGCUCUGGUGGCGCGCUGGCCUCUGGUGGCCCUGCCUCUGUUCUUCUUGGCUUCAUGAUUGUCGGCGUCAUGAUCUUCAACGUUGUCUUCGCUCUUGGUGAGCUAGCUGUAAUGUAUCCAGUAUCUGGUGGCUUCUAUACGUACUCGACUCGCUUUAUUGACCCCUCGUGGGGUUUCGCCAUGGGCUGGAACUAUGUCUUCCAAUGGGCUAUCGUCUUACCCCUUGAGCUCACAGUAUGCGGCCUCGUGGUCGCGUACUGGAACGACAAUAUCAGCGUAGCUGUCUGGAUUACCGUCUUCCUCGUCGCUAUCAUCAUUGUCAACAUUUUUGGCAGUAUUGGCUAUGCCGAAGAAGAAUUCUGGUCGUCUCUGCUGAAACUCGCGGCUAUUGUCAUCUUUAUGAUCAUCGCUCUGGUCCUGGUUCUUGGCGGCGGCCCAUCCAGCGGUCGCUACGAUGAAUAUUACGGCGCGCGUCUCUGGUAUGACCCAGGCGCUUUCCGUAACGGCUUUAAGGGCUUCUGUUCCGUCUUCGUGACGGCUGCCUUCUCCUUCUCUGGUACCGAGCUUGUUGGUCUUGCUGCCGCUGAGAGCAAGAACCCCGUUAAAUCCCUGCCUGGCGCAAUCAAGCAGGUUUUCUGGCGUAUUACGCUCUUCUACAUCCUCGGCCUCUUCUUUGUUGGCCUACUCAUCCCAUCUGACGACCCAAGCCUGCUGUCCGACUCGGCCUAUUCAGACGUCAAGGCCUCGCCCUUUGUCCUUGUUGGUCUGUACGGCGGCCUGAAGGGAUUCGACCAUUUCAUGAACUUCAUUAUUCUGGUGUCCGUUCUCUCUAUCGGCGUCUCCGGUGUAUACGGCGGUUCACGUACCCUGACUGCUCUGGCUCAGCAGGGCUACGCCCCCAAGAUCUUUACUUACAUUGAUCGCUCCGGCCGCCCGCUGCCCUCAGUACUGGCCAUCAUCCUCUUUGGUCCGCUGGCUUACAUCAACCUCAGCGCUUCUGGUCCCGACGUCUUCGCCUGGCUGCUUGCCCUCUCCGGUUUGGCCGCUGUCUUCACGUGGGGAUCCAUCUGCCUCGCUCAUAUUCGCUUCCGCAAGGCUUGGGCGUACCACGGCCACACUCUUGACGAGAUUCCUUUCCACGCGGCUGGCGGUGUCUACGGAUCGUGGCUGGGUCUCUUCCUUUGCUUCAUUGUUCUUGCUGCCCAGUUCUACACAGCUAUCGCUCCCCCAGGCCAGUCGGCGCUCAACGAUGCCGAAGGCUUUUUCAAGUCGUAUCUUGCCCUGCCGGUCGUCAUGCUCUUUUGGAUCUGCGGCUUUCUGUGGAAGCGUACGGGCUGGUUGCGCACAGCGCAGAUGGACGUGGACACUGGCCGUCGCGAUCUCGACUGGGAAGCCAUCCGCGAAUAUCGCGAACAUCAGAAGUCGCUGCCCAAGUGGAGGCAAAUUCUGAACCGGGUCAUGUAA
Molecule: messenger RNA, 1795 nt
Organism: Verticillium alfalfae VaMs.102
Lineage: Eukaryota; Fungi; Ascomycota; Sordariomycetes; Glomerellales; Plectosphaerellaceae
Product: amino-acid permease inda1
Exons: 4
Coding region: 71-1795 (574 amino acids)
Biological process (GO): amino acid transmembrane transport
Cellular component (GO): membrane
Molecular function (GO): amino acid transmembrane transporter activity
Source: RefSeq, a predicted model, not a curated record